AAUAGUCCCAUAGAUUUUCAAAGAAAAAGCUUUGAAUAUGAAAAGGAGAACGUGAAAGAUCAGAUGUUGUUGAAACCUGGAAAGAUUCGAUCGCCGUCACCAGCUGGUACAUCGAAAUCGUCCAAGAAUUUCAUGUCUCCGACGAUCUCUGCUUCGUUCAAGGUCGCAGAGUCUCCUAGAAGGAAAAUCCUCGCUGAGAGGAACGAGACUGCUCAUUCAUCUGACCACAAAAUUCAUGUUCGCAAGGUAACUUUUGCCGAUCCUUUAGAACAGAAAAGGCUUGAUGCUUCAAUUGAUGGAAAUGAAAACCCUUUCCCUAGUUUUGAGUCUGAUGAUAUGAGUAGUGAGAAUUUGUCUGAUUCUGAUGCUGCUUCUUGGAUUCCGAGUGAUGAUUUGUUGUUUGAAAAUAUGCCUGUGCCUGUGAACAGUCCUUUGAUUCCACAAAAUGAGAUUCACACUUUUGAAAAUGUUUCCGUAGAUCCUUUGAUUCCACAGAAUGAGAUUUACAUUGAAUCCUCAUUUGAAAAUGUUUCCAGAGAGCCUGAUUUUGUAAACCUUGACCCUACUUUUAAGCUUAGCCCAUCGGCAGCCACUCCUCCGGUUUCAUACACACAUACUGUAGUAGAUCCUCUUGAUGCAGAUCCAUCAAUCACUCCUUAUGAUCCUAAAACGAACUACCUCUCCCCCAGGCCACAAUUCCUUCAUUACAGACCAAAACCACAAAUAGAAUUAGAAGACAGAUUCAUCAUGUCUGCAAGCUUUUCAGAUUCAGAAAUUACCGAGGAUACGCAGUCUGAGGAAUCACUGAAGGAAUAUGAGGAUGUUUCUUCUGGUGAAACUUUGAAGCAAGAAGAGGAUCAAUUUUCAGAACCAAGUCCUGUUAGGACUCUGUUGCCAGAGGAAUCUGUUGAAGCAAAGGACUUGCCAAAGUCGCGUUUCUCCUUGUGGUCAAAAGUUGUUGCUCAAAGUAGUGUUCAAGAAACCACCCAAAACCAGAGCUGUGAUCAAAAAACCGAAAAUGCUUUUGGAAUCUUCAAUGUUUUUACUGCAGUAACACAAAAGCAAUUGGCAAGUGUUAGAAUCCAAAAAAAUUCCCAAAUCGGGAUAGAGACAAAACUCAAAGAGAAAGUUUGA
Messenger RNA from Lathyrus oleraceus (garden pea), 1134 nucleotides. RefSeq lists its product as uncharacterized. The transcript has a single exon. Lineage: Eukaryota; Viridiplantae; Streptophyta; Magnoliopsida; Fabales; Fabaceae. The record is from RefSeq and is a predicted model, not a curated record. The coding region runs from base 64 to 1134 and encodes 356 amino acids.